Messenger RNA from Drosophila kikkawai, 784 nucleotides. RefSeq lists its product as uncharacterized. The record is from RefSeq and is a predicted model, not a curated record. Gene Ontology annotation, biological process: proteasome assembly. Lineage: Eukaryota; Metazoa; Arthropoda; Insecta; Diptera; Drosophilidae.
ACCCUGGUUUCUUCAAGUCCUUUCCAACACUGCCAGCCGCCCCAAGUCAAAAUCUGCGCUUUCAUCGUAUCUUUUAUUAUUGUUUUUAGUUGCAAGAGUUUAGAAAACUCCUCUCACACCUAAAUCCACUGCAUCAAUGGAGAGUGUAGCUGUUAAGGAGUUCCCCAAGGCCGCUGGAGAUGCUGGCCAAGUGCAAGAAGCUGGCUUAUUUACCUCGCACUGCUUCCACUUGGACGGGGGGCAUGUGCAGUUUUUGGGGCGAGUUCUCAAAAUGCAGGGCAGCACCUUGCUCAUUGUGAACGGCCGGGAGGCGGAGACCUUCGACGAGCUGGCCAUGGCCAUGCCCGACCGCUAUGACGCCAAGGGCAAGGCUAUCUCCGCCUCCAUCAUGGGCGAUCGGAACCAAACCGAUUCAUCUAUCCUGGCCGAAAAGCUGAGCAAGCGCUACCAGAGGCAGUUCUACGUGAGCGUAAACGUUCAGAUGGACCGACUGCUGCUACCACUGUUCGAGAAAGCGCUAGUCACCUACAUGCACGACCAUCUGGAGCACUUCGUCUGAGGGCCGCCACCGAUGACACGGCGCCGCGUGGGGGUCACUGCCGCUGGAUGCGUCUAUUUCGGGGGACCGCCGGCGACCCCACGGACGCAGCACCGCUCUUGUCUGGGCUGGCCGAUCUCCGAUCAACGCUCAGACGACAUGCGUCGGCCGAGUGAGCGCGCAGUUGAAACGUAUCGCAGAACAACCGAUUUUUGUACAAUAAAUUUAUUGCCCUAAGUAAGUUAA